Nelumbo nucifera (sacred lotus) is the source of this 2758-nucleotide messenger RNA. RefSeq names its product MUTS-homolog 5 (gene MSH5). NCBI's taxonomy places the organism in Eukaryota, Viridiplantae, Streptophyta, Magnoliopsida, Proteales, Nelumbonaceae. The record is from RefSeq and is a predicted model, not a curated record. Gene Ontology annotation, cellular component: nucleus. Gene Ontology annotation, molecular function: ATP binding; ATP-dependent DNA damage sensor activity; mismatched DNA binding. Gene Ontology annotation, biological process: mismatch repair; chiasma assembly.
UCCCGUCGCCUUGAAAGCUGGUCACUUGGUCAGCUCUCAGCUGUAGCCUUUGCGCGCGAUUCAAACAUUAUGGAGGAAGUGGACGAAACAGAAGUCGAGCCGGAGGUUUACAUGGCAUGCAUCAUGCAAGGCCAACGAAUUGGAGUUUCUUACUAUGAUUCUAGUAUCCAACAACUGUACGUCCUGGAACUGUGGGAGGAUGGCAGUGCAGAUUUUCCCUUAAUUGACAUUGUAAAAUAUCAAGCCAAACCCUCGAUCAUUUAUACAAGCACUAAAGCUGAAGAAUCCUUCCUUGCUGCUUUACAAAGAAGUGAAGGAAUUCAAGGUCCUGUGGUGAAGCUCAUGAAAAGCUCCAUAUUCAGCUAUGAACAAGCAUGGCACAGAUUGGUAUAUCUUCAAGUCACAGGGAUGGAUGAUGGGCUUAGCAUCAAGGAAAGAAUUUGCUACCUGAACUCUAUGAUGGAUAUUGGAAGUGAUGUCCAAGUUCGUGCAAGUGGGGCCCUUCUUGCUAUACUAGAGAAUGAGAGGCUUGUAGAUACCCUUGAACAGAAGGAUUCUGGGAAUUCCUCAAUUACUAUAGAUUGUGUAACAGAAAUUUCAUUACACAAAUUCCUCAAACUGGAUUCAGCAGCUUAUGAGGCAUUACAGAUUUUCCAAAUAGACAAACAUCCAAGCCAUAUGGGCAUCGGGAGAGCAAAAGAAGGGUUCUCUGUGUUUGGGAUGUUGAACAAGUGUAUCACUCCAAUGGGUAGACGUCUCUUGAGAAGUUGGUUCUUGAGGCCUAUACUGGACCUUGAAAAUUUGAACAGUCGUCUCAAUACUAUAUCAUUCUUUCUUUGUUCUGAAGAACUGAUGGCUACUUUGCGUGAAACAUUGAAGUCAGUAAAAGAUGUUCCCUACAUACUGAAGAAAUUCAACUCUCCAAGUUCCAUUUGUACAAAUGUUGACUGGACAGCCUUUUCAAAGAGCAUUUGUUCACUCUUGCACAUGAACAACAUAUUUGAAGUUGGAGUUUCCGAAAAUCUAAGAGAGCAUGCAAAAUAUUUGAAUGUGGACAUUGUUGAGAAGGCUGGUUCUUGCAUUACAACCGAGCUGGCUUAUGUCUAUGAACUGGUAAUGGGAGUUAUUGAUGUUAAUAGAACUAAGGAAAAAGGGUAUGCAACAAUGGUGAAAGAGGGAUUUUGUGAUGAGUUGGAUGAGUUGAGAAAGAUAUAUGAAGAAUUACCAGAGUUUCUAGAAGAGGUUUCUUCACUUGAAAUUGCACGACUACCUCAUUUAUCUGGAGAUAAGCUUGCUCCUUGUAUAAUUUAUAUACACCAAAUAGGAUAUUUGAUGUGCAUUUUUGAAGAUAAACUUGAUGAAGGCACACUUGAGAAGCUUCGGGAUUUUGAAUUUGCAUUUGCAGAUGGGGAUGGAGAAGUGAAGAAAUUCUUUUAUCACACUUCCAAGACACGGGAGUUGGACAACCUUCUAGGAGAUGUUUAUCAUAAAAUUCUAGAUAUGGAGAGAGCAAUCACAAGGGAUUUGGUGUCCCAUAUUCUUUUAUUCUCACUACAUCUUAUCAAGGCAGUAAAUUUUACAGCUGAACUUGACUGUCUGUUGUCUCUGGCAUUGGUUGCUCGUCAGAACAAUUAUGUGAGGCCUAUUUUGACCACAGAAAACUUGCUUGACAUACAAAAUGGAAGGCAUGUUUUGCAGGAAAUGACAGUAGACACAUUUAUUCCAAAUGAUACAAAGAUACUUGAUGAUGGGAGGAUCAACAUCAUCACUGGUCCUAACUAUUCAGGGAAAAGUAUCUACAUAAAACAGGUAGCUUUGAUUAUUUUCCUUUCUCACAUUGGAAGUUUUGUUCCAGCAGAAGCUGCUACAGUGGGUUUGACUGAUAGGAUAUUUUGUGCAAUGGGAAGCAAGCUCAUGACUGCUGAGCAAUCAACAUUUAUGAUUGAUCUACAUCAAGUGGGAAUAAUGCUUAGGCAACAUCACUGUCAUUGUGUUUAUUGGAUGAAUUUGGUAAAGGAACACUUACAGAAGAUGGCAUCGGCCUCCUCAGUGGAACUAUUAAUCAUUUUGCUACUUGUAAUAGCCCUCCAAAGGUUUGGUUUGAGUAAUUACAUGGUUCUUGUCUGCACACACUUGACUGAGAUAUUUAGUGAGAGUUGUUUGCUGAAGACUGAAAAUGUCAAGGUCUAUACAAUGAGUGUCCUGAGACCUGAUGCCAACUGUUCAGAUGUUGAAGACAUUGUAUUCCUAUAUCGGCUUGUUCCUGGACAUGCACUUCUGAGCUAUGGUUUGCACUGUGCCCUACUUGCUGGUUUGCCAGAGGAUGUUAUCAAGAGAGCAGUCUUUGUGUUGGAGGCCUCUGGGGCUAACAAGAACAUUGAACGACUAUGCAGCGAGAAAAUAGCAGCUAGAGAUCAGCAAUACAAGGAUGCGGUGGAUAAAUUGUUGGCCUUUGAUGCUCUUAAGGGUGAUCUCAACCUCUUCUUCCAAGAUAUAUUUCCUUCUGAAACCUAAAAGCACCAAGGUUAUUUUUUGCUUUUCCUAUUUUGUUAUAGCAUGCAUGGAAAUGGCAUCAUCAAAAUUCUAUGCAUGAACAGCUUGGCCUUUUCACUUCAUUUUAUCCUAGCUGGGAUUCAGUUUACUACAUUGGUCUGUAAGGUUGGUGAACUGUUGGAACUGUACUAGGUUCACCAAAAUGGAUACAUAGAACUUACGACUUAAAUGAGAGCUACUGCCCUCCUGGCUCAGCUUUUGAGUC